Messenger RNA from Drosophila eugracilis, 1559 nucleotides. RefSeq names its product gram-negative bacteria-binding protein 2. The coding region runs from base 57 to 1439 and encodes 460 amino acids. Gene Ontology annotation, biological process: carbohydrate metabolic process. The transcript has 5 exons. NCBI's taxonomy places the organism in Eukaryota, Metazoa, Arthropoda, Insecta, Diptera, Drosophilidae. Gene Ontology annotation, molecular function: hydrolase activity, hydrolyzing O-glycosyl compounds; carbohydrate binding. The record is from RefSeq and is a predicted model, not a curated record.
AAUACGUUAAUCGGAUUCUAGUUAGUACAUAUAUUAAGAGCAAUUAAAACUGCGUCAUGAGUUGUACGACUUUGCCUUACUUUUUGUUGCUAAUUUUAAGCUAUGAUGCGAUGGGCUUUAAAGUCCCCAGCAUUGAAUUUGAAAUGCUAAGUGAUCAAGGAUUCGAGGUAUCCAUACCAGAUGAACCUGGCAUACAGCGGGUGUUCUACAUGCUCCAAAUAGACGACACUUGCCCGGCUUUAAUGGACUACAUCACGGAGGCGGUGAACGGUAGUUGGGUUUCUAAGCAGAAGACCAGUCUCCAGAACAACGACAAACUUCAGAUAUCAUUGCUGGUGCAGUACAAUGAUGAGAUCUUUGAAAAGAGUGAGACAAGAGUUAUCAUUAACACGCGGUUGCUGACAACCAGGGAUUCCAGCUCACGGAGUAUUACCUUUCCUUCGGGAGAAGGGGAGUGUCAGGCAUUCCUCGCACCGCAACAGCAACCCAAGCGCUGUAAGCCUGCCCAAACGAUCGUGAGCAAUGGCCGCCACACUUGCCAGGGCGAGCUCAUCUUCGAGGACAACUUUUCGGAGGCGAAACUAAACAAAACCACAUGGAAGCAUGACAUUCGGCAACGGAUGUAUCAUGUCGAGGAGGAGCUUGUGGCAUUCGACGAUGCCGAUCGAAACUCCUUUGUUAAAGAAGGCGAGCUCCACAUAGUUCCCACCAUAGCUACUGAGGUUACCAAUGGGAGUUUCAAACUGGGUGAUCGUUGUACAGCCGUUGAGAGUCCGGAUCAGGAGUGCAACAUUGCCGGCAGCUUCUACAGCAUUAAACCACCAGUUUUUUCUGCUCAAAUACACACACGAAACUCGUUUAGUUUUAAAUAUGGAAAGAUCGUAGUACGAGCUAAGUUGCCGAAGGGUGAUUGGCUUUUUCCUUAUUUGAUGCUCCAACCCGUUUCUACUUACGCGGAGACCCACUAUGCCAAACAAUUGCGUAUUGCAUAUGUCAGAGGUAAUGCUAAUUUGCGGACCAAGCAAGGAGAUGAUAUCUCCGGAAAUCAUCUUUAUGGCGGAAGCGUUGUUUGGCACCAUGGUAACCCUGUUCAGUUUCUUAAGGAUAAACUAAGUGAGACCCACUACGGCGAUGAUUUUCACAACUAUACCAUGAUCUGGCAAAGAGAUAAGAUUACUCUGAUGGUGGACGAGGAGGUAUACGGAGAGCUCUACGAUGGAUUGCCAUUCUUCAACGAGAAGUGUUUUAUUAUCUUUGGCGUGACAGUAGGAGGUUUUCUAAAUUUCGAUGAUAGCAUUUUGGUCAAGGAUGUGAAACCCUAUAAGAACAGAGAACCGAGGGCUGCACUCUCCUUUUGGCAGCACCGCGAUGCUUGGGCUCCAACUUGGGGCAGACAAAGCGCCAUGAUAAUAGAUUAUGUUAGAGUUUAUGCCGAAUAACAUUUUAACAAUUAUAAACAAUUCGACACAAAAAAACUUUUGAUAAAUGCUUGAAAUUAAGGUAAAAUCUGCUUGACUAAUUAUAUAAUUAGUUUCUCUUUUGCUUGUUUGUAAAGCUGA